AUGGCUUUGAGGAUGAUAAAUCAAACCCUGGAUGAGCUCAAGGCAGAGCAGCAGCAGAUAUUGGCCAUCAGCGCCCAUUUUGCAUUGUUCGUCAAGGCAAAUGGCAUUGUCCAUUUCAAUGACGCCAUCCUCAACUAUAUUGAUCACUUGAUUAAACAAGCUCGGGACUCAACCUCGGCUACUCAAGAUCAGCUCUCAUACCAAGCAAAAAUCGACGGUCUCGAAAAAAUGAGAGAAAAAUACAAUAUCGAGAGGAAGCUCUUGACGGAAGGAGUCGAGGUUUCAAAAGCUGUCCCAACUCCAGAAGAAAUCGAAGAGCUGAUCAAAACGCUUUCAACCCUCAAGUACAACGGAGAAUUCUUUGCAACCAUCUCCACCCAAGCCACCCCAGACCUCAAGGUCCUUCACGCAACUCGCGAGCCAAACCAUGUCCACACUUGCCAACGGGGUUCAAAAUCUGAGCAUUUUCUGAUUUCGGGAUACUUCGCUUAUCAGUGGUGA
This is a messenger RNA of Polychytrium aggregatum, 501 nucleotides long. RefSeq lists its product as uncharacterized. The coding region runs from base 1 to 501 and encodes 166 amino acids. The record is from RefSeq and is a predicted model, not a curated record. NCBI's taxonomy places the organism in Eukaryota, Fungi, Chytridiomycota, Chytridiomycetes, Polychytriales. The transcript is spliced from 2 exons.